Molecule: messenger RNA, 2042 nt
Organism: Marmota monax (woodchuck)
Lineage: Eukaryota; Metazoa; Chordata; Mammalia; Rodentia; Sciuridae
Product: polypeptide N-acetylgalactosaminyltransferase 11-like
Exons: 1
Coding region: 213-767 (184 amino acids)
Source: RefSeq, a predicted model, not a curated record
UGGCGCCGGCGGUCUCUCGGCCGAGGCUGCGGCGCGGGGACCGCACGAACCCGCGUCAGCCUCCGCGUCCCGCUCGGCCGCCCUCCUGGGCCCCGUGGCCCUGGGCUGUGGCGGGAGGGAAGAUGCCGCAGCCCGAGCGUCGGAAGGCCGCGGCCCUGGGCUGCGCGCAUCGCGGAAACUGAAAAUGGCCCUUCAGCUAUGCUAGGUCUAUAAUGGGAAGUGUCACACUUCGAUAUUUCUGUUAUGGGUGCCUUUUUACAUCUGCGACCUGGACAGUUUUGCUCUUUGUUUACUUUAACUUCAGUGAAGUGACUCAGCCACUUAAGAAUGUGCCCAUCAAGGGGUCUGGUCCCCACGGACCAUUUCCCAAAAAAUUCUACCCCCGUUUCACACGAGGUCCAAGCCGAGUGUUAGAGCCACAGUUCAAAGCAAAUAGAAUUGGUGAUGUGCUGGGUAAUCACAUUGAAGAUCCAGAAAAAGACCACCUGAAAUUCUCUUCUGAGUUGGGCAUGAUUUUCAAUGAACGUGAUCAGGAGCUGAGAGACUUGGGCUAUCAGAAACACGCCUUUAAUAUGCUCAUUAGCAACCGCCUGGGCUACCGCAGAGAUGUGCCGGACACCAGGGAUGCCGCGUACGUCCGUCCCACUUCCUUUCUGCUCGUGGAAUUUGGUGAUGCUGCUUUUAGUGCUGGUCUGAGUCAGAAGGGUGGUGGGCUUGGGCUUUCCACUUCUAUUAUCCUGGAAGCCCUGUGGUCUGAGGUUUGCUGACAAGGUCCUGGAGCUUUCUGUGUCCUGAAAUUUCCUUACAUGAGAAGGAGGAAGGGGCUGCAGAUUAAAUAACCUGAACCUAAGCUCAUUUUAAAUGUUUAUUUUUUUGGAGUUAUGGCAAAAGGAAAUUAGAGUCGGUAAGGAAUUUUUCACUUAUAAUCUUUACAGUUUCAUUUUUUUCUUUGAAAGGCUUUUUCAUUCCACUGUCAGACAUUUGUUGAGGCUUUCUGUUUGCUAAGUACUAUUAGGCCCUGGAAAUCAGAAGUAUUAAGACGUAAUCUCUGGAUUCCCAGGGCUUGGGGUCCAGCAGGGGAGGCAGAGGAGUGAGCAGGGCAACGCAACAGCACAUGGGGAGGGGCUGAGGUGGGAAGCAGGGAAGUGGGGACCCGGUGCCUGGGCAGGUCAGGCCUCAUGGAGGUCAGAGGCCUUUCCAUAUGAAGGAACAGCUGGUGGAGAUGCUCAGGACGCUCAAGUCUUACAAGGUUGCCAGGACUGACCCAAAGCCCUCGGGCUCUGCGGGAGAAGAGCAGAGGCCGGCUGACCCGCAGGACUGCCAUGUGGAUGCCGUGGAGGGAAUCAGCACUCUGGAUUGCAGGCUUCCUAGUCUGUCGUCACAGCCACCUCACUCUUAUCCAGUAGUGCUCACUUGCAAACUCUUCUGUUGUCUUGAGACACUGUGGGCUUGUCAUCAAACCUUUUGGUAAUAUUGAGCAAAAAAUAACCAGUUUCAAAUGUUUUCCUUUGAUGUUUCUUGUUAGGGUCUGUAAACAAGUCAGGAUGGCGCCUGGCAUUUUGCCAGGGGGAGUGGUUUGUGAAGUAACGCCAGCGAGCCAUUAAGUGUGGAGAUUCCUUAUUGGUUGACUGCUGUAUCUAGUUUAUGUUAAUGGACUGAGACAACAAACUGUAAUCUACAACAAAUUGUAACUCGGUAUCUUUGCUAACGGUGUCAUUGCUGGUAUAAUUUUUCCAAGGGCUUCUUGCAUGGAGCCAUCAAUUGGCUUGGUAUUGUGCGUUUUGUAUCCUCCCCUUCUGCUUGUAGCAGAUUAUUUAUGGUGUUUCUGUAAAACACCACUAUGGUCGUUAUUUAAAUUAAACAAAAGGGGGAAAUGUUAGGGUCUGUAAACAAGUCAGGAUGGCGCCUGGCAUUUUGUGAAGAAACGCCAGCGAGCCAUUAAGUGUGGAGAUUCCUUAUUGGUUGACUGCUGUAUCUAGUUUAUGUUAAUUAAGAUAAGCUGUGUGGAAUGUAUAUAUACCCCUCCUGUCCUACAAUAAACG